Diuraphis noxia (Russian wheat aphid) is the source of this 771-nucleotide messenger RNA. RefSeq lists its product as uncharacterized. NCBI's taxonomy places the organism in Eukaryota, Metazoa, Arthropoda, Insecta, Hemiptera, Aphididae. The record is from RefSeq and is a predicted model, not a curated record.
AAUACAGUUCAGUAGUUCCACAUCAUUCUUAACAGUAGUUUAUUUUUGUCUAAAACAGAUACCUUUCAUACGUGCAAAAUUAGAAAAUGGGAUUGAUCUUAUUAGUUUAUUCAAUAUUAAUAACAACAACAGUUAUUAACAUAUUAGCAGCUCCUGUACUAAAACAAAAUGAAUCAAAUAGAGAGCAAAAAUCACUGUUGGAAAAAGUUUUUUAUCCUAAAACUAAAAUCCAUUCCACAAUAAACCAUCAUUCUACCGAACUACAAAAUUCAUUUGGUGUUUCUGGAAAUGUUGGAAUUGGAUUUCAUUUUGGUAGCGGUUAUAGAAUAAAAAACGGUGAUGGAACAGGAGAUCAGGAAAUUGUGCAUAACAAAAUUUAUGAUAAGUAUUUGGGAACUAGUUUUGGUUUUGGAUCAUUGGGAAAUAAUAAAAAAGGUCAUGCUGAAAAUGUUGAACAAUCAGUUACAGCAGACCAAAACACUAUUUWUCAUGAUGAAGUUAAUUUAAUACAUCAAGAAUCUGACAGUGAAAUAAUUCCAACUACAACAGCAACAGCAAAACCAAAGAUCGGAGUUUUCAGGAAAAUCAGUAACUACUGGGCAGGUGAACCAUCAGAACCCAAAAGCAACUAUACUAGUGGUGGUAUUUUUAAAUGGAGUAUGCAAAAUUUAAAAAACAAAAAUAAUGUUGGAACACCUAGAUAAAACAAWAACUGUUACGUGCCUUAAUAUUGAUGAAAACCUAUAAUAUUGUUAUUACUUUAUUAGCUAU